Molecule: messenger RNA, 585 nt
Organism: Magnolia sinica
Lineage: Eukaryota; Viridiplantae; Streptophyta; Magnoliopsida; Magnoliales; Magnoliaceae
Product: nuclear transcription factor Y subunit A-1-like
Exons: 2
Coding region: 208-549 (113 amino acids)
Biological process (GO): regulation of transcription by RNA polymerase II
Cellular component (GO): CCAAT-binding factor complex
Molecular function (GO): DNA-binding transcription factor activity, RNA polymerase II-specific; RNA polymerase II cis-regulatory region sequence-specific DNA binding
Source: RefSeq, a predicted model, not a curated record
UCUGGUUCUAAACUGUGUAUCGAUUUAGAAGUUCUACAAGAAAAAAAAAUGUGGGAAAUGGUCUUAAUAUUAGCUAUCCAUAUAUUAAUGUGAGAACCGGAGAUUUAUAUAAUCAAAGAUGAUGUUGUUUGGACUACAUUAUUGGAAAUAUAACUUUGUUUGCAGGCUCAAACAGCAUAUGCGUAUCCACAUCCCUAUUAUGCCGGCAUGAUGGCAACUUACGGUGGACAAGCUCCAAUCCCCCCUCAUUUGUUCGGGAUGCAGCAAGCUGGGGUGCCAUUGCCAUCAGAUGCAAUUGAAGAGCCUGUGUAUGUCAAUGCAAAGCAAUAUCACGGUAUCUUGCGGCGUCGGCAGUUGCGUGCAAAAGCUGAAUCAGAAAAUAAAUCACUCAAGAACAGAAAGGUACAUUUCCUAUACAAACUUCUCCUGUUUUGUGAGUUCCUUAUAAAGAGCAAUGCUGUUUCCGAUUGGUCCAUCUUUAAGCGCCAAAAACCUGUCUUCUACAUGCCGACAUGUAACACAUCCAAGAUCAUCCACUUUGAGAUGUAGUCAUAGGAGGUCACGCUCUAUACCUAAAGACAACCA